GUUGAUGCUACACCGCGACCAGCUCCAAAGGUGAAAGAUGCUCCUCGAAUACCUCUAGGGUUCUUUGACGAUGCACUGCGAGGGGAUAAUCUGCGCAUUCGUCUAUCCCAAUCCCAUGAGCUACAUGACCGCCCCGCUCCAGCACCACGUCAACACACCCUCAGUCCCUUUUCCUCAUUCUGGCGCUCCGAGUCACAUGGGGCAACUGAGCGCGACACUCAAUCCCGAUCCCGACCUCUCAGCUGGACUCGAAACCUAGUAUCUCGUAUACGCAGACGAGAUGGAUCAGACAUCCAGUUGCGAGAGGUCGAGGUCCCUUACACAGCGGGAAAGCCUAGGAACCAUCACGCGAGGAAGAAGCUAGCCGCCAGCUCGUCUCGACCUUCCAAUACUCAUAUCACACAGCAACACAGCGCGACAACAAAGAGUACACCACCAUCGUCACAGCAACUACCACCCAUUUCGACUGCCCCGACACCGUCCAUUGUCUCUGGUACCGCUGAGGCAACGGGAACAACCUCACGUCCUCAUAUCACCGUUACUGGAUGGCGUGCUCGUUUUGUUGGCUGGUUGUGUUGUAUGCCUAUUCAAAGCGGUCAACAUUAAUAUUAGUGACACAGUCCAGCUACUGCAUUGGCUACCAGAACGACAUCGCGACGCAAUAUCACUGUCGUACAGGCCGGAUGCUGGACACGUUUCUUACUCCUCGCUGACAUUUUCUAUUGUCUCAUAUCAUUCUCGUAGACCUCCUCCACUGAGUCGUUUUUUUGUGAUCCAUUUCUGUCUGUUGAGAUAUAGACUCUAGUCAUUACUUGCUAGUCUAAUGGGGCCCACUUCAUCAUUGUACUGUAUUUCCUACUAUAAUGUUUCGUUCUUGACAUGGCAAUUCUUAGUGCGAAAUUCCUGGUAGAAC
Molecule: messenger RNA, 913 nt
Organism: Suillus plorans
Lineage: Eukaryota; Fungi; Basidiomycota; Agaricomycetes; Boletales; Suillaceae
Exons: 3
Source: RefSeq, a predicted model, not a curated record